AUGAUCUACACUUCAUUGCUGAUUUGCGCUGCUCUGGAAGCUUCAUUCGCUCUAAAUGUGCUUGUUUGGAAUCCUGCUAUAGCCCAUAGCCAUAUGCGUUUCAUGGGUAACAUAGCGGACAUACUGGUCGAUGAUGGACACAAUGUACUUCAAAGACAAAUUCUGGGAAGCGCCAAAGGUGGCUGUAUGAUCUUAGAGGAUAUGGAUGAUUUUAUGAAACUCAAUCAAAAAGUAUGCAAAGAAGAAAAAACUGGAGCCGUUUUGUUGAAUACCGUUGAAGUUACUAAAUCACCGCGACCAACAGCCAAUAUACUACGGUAUAUCGGAGGGGCUACUCUUCGUGAGCCGAAGAAGCUGAAUGCGGAACUUGAUGCCUUAUUAAACAAACGUCCCCAAACUGUCCUCUCGAAACACAUGCCUAUGAGACUGAAGCAAGAGAUAAUUGCUGCCUUUGCUUCAUUUCCCAACACAACAUUCAUAUGGAAGUAUGAGGAGGAAAAUGAUGCUAUACUCUUCAAAAAAUACCCGAAUAUAUACACUAUGAAGUGGGUACCUCAAACUGAUUUGCUUGCUGACAAACGGCUGUCGCUUUUUAUCACACACGCUGGCAUGAAUUCUGUCCUGGAAGCGGUGUUCUCUGGCAAACCGAUGGUCACAGUUCCACUAUUGUGGGACCAAGUCGCGAAUGCGAAGAAUGCGCAGAGCCGGGGUGUAGGAAUUAUGAUUGAUAAACAUGAUCUUAAUAGAGACACACUGGUUGCGGCUAUUUGA
Molecule: messenger RNA, 771 nt
Organism: Cylicocyclus nassatus
Lineage: Eukaryota; Metazoa; Nematoda; Chromadorea; Rhabditida; Strongylidae
Source: the annotation of a GenBank genome assembly